UGAUCUGCUCCUCAAACGUUCCUAUGAAGCAAAGACACCACUCUACGCAAUCGAGCGACACUGAGCCGGACACCGAAGAUGAAGCAUCCACAUCACAGAUACCGAUCUAUGACUCAAAGCCCGCGGCACCAACUGCGAAGAACUCUAUAAUUGACUGCAUUGAGACGAUACAGUUCUUCGACCUGGCAUUACUUCAAUCCGAGGCUUUAUGCGAGGAAUCUGCUGCUCACACUAAGCUCGCGUCGGCUGCAAGCUCCAUUCUCGAGUUUCUGGACUCCUUCAGCUCGCAAAGCAAUAGCUCGAUGGAUAUCCAAGACCAAUAUCCUUCGUCACUAGUUCAAUUUGGGCAGCUGGUGGAUGUUACAUUCUUCGAGACUCUGUUCGAACAGAGAAAAAUCUUCCACAACAUCGCCGCUCUUUCCCUUGGAGUCUCUUCUGGUCCCAUCGUGUGCUGGGUGGACUCUUUUCUCUCCAAGAUCUCGGAUGCGCUAGGCAUGGUCGCGACUGGUCUCCAGAUCACCUGGUACUUUCCAGGUUCGCUGGAACUGAGAGAAGAAGAAGGACUACGGAUAGCAUCUCAGAUUCCAUUGAACUGGUCGGAUGUGCCGGAGAUACUUGUGUCCGAGCAAGCCUCCCCAGCUGCAAAACGACUCGCUCUUCGACUGAUCUUCUCAAGCUACGUAGUUGGACCUCAAUUACGUGGAGAAACGAUCGCGAUACCUUCUGCUUUGUCUGAUACCCUGACAAAUUACUUGGCAUCGACAAGAUCCGCAGGAUUCUCUUCGAGUUUCGUCGGGGAAGAUUUACAACUUCAGGAACGGCUCCACUUUUCCAUGAUCGUCUCUUUGUUUGCGAACGCGGAGUUUGGCACAAGCGACGCGAGAGUCCGACCUCACACACUUGGCUGUCUUUUGAACGUCUUGCAGCACGUUCUGCAUCCUCAGGAUACCGUGUCUUCACUCCCUUUGAUAUGUCCUCCUGACGAAUUAGACGCGCCCCUCGUUAUCCUGUUCCGGUGGGGCAACACUGUCCAAUGGUGCUUCGAGACCUGGGAUGAUCCUCGAGUCGCUGGCUCAGAGAGCAUUACAUAUCUAACCUCCAUGUGGCUCCUCCAUACAGAGUCCGAGCUUCACAGCUGCUCCACCGGUGUUUCCAUCGCUGUUCUGCGAGUGAUCCAUCAAGCUGUGUUGUCACUUUCCUCAAGCGGCAAGCUAUCUCGCCAAGUCGUCAAAGCUGCCUCCACAUAUGCAUCAACCUGUAUAGAUUACCUGUCUUUUCGACAGAUCCAGGAGGAGCGUUGGAUCACUCAUGCCUUUUGUAAAUACCUAUGUAGCGUUUUUGUUCUGCUGGACUCUGAGUACGAGGAUGACUGUGAAGCGCACGACUACAUCUUGGAAGCUUUGAGUAGGGUAGAUCGCCAAACGCUAGGUGAUUGCCUCAGUAAUCUGAAAGGAGAUUCCGAAUUACGUUUCGUCGAACGGGUUAUCGAUCGUCUGACGAGAAUUCGUAAUCUACUAUCAGCAGACACACUCCUUGUUGGUCAGGAGACAUUGCAGCUGAUACGGAGCGAGCUCAAUUUUCUUGUGAUUCUUUGGCACGCUGGGUUGAAGGAUCUCUUUCCGACGCCACUGAUUCUAUCUGUUCUCUCCUCUGCAUUCAAGAUCGCCGAUCAAUGCAACGGGGCAAAGCUGGUCCUCGCGGAGUCUCUCAUCACAGCCUCUUGCGCGGCCAGAUGCGACGUCCUGCUAUCCGAUCAAGUCAACGAAUCCGUCUGGCAAAUCUCGCUCCAGACUGCAUCGCUUGGUGUUCUCGGUAUAUACCAUGCUGAAUCUACUGUCUCCGCACUCAUCUACCAUGAAAGCGAGUUUCGCGCAAUAUGUCCUGCAAUCAAAGACUUGUCUGGGUCCACUGUACUGCGCCGAAGCAUGGGCCUCGCUGUCUCAAGUCUUGUUAUUGAUUCUCAAGCGUCAUUUCGUUGGCAUUCAAGAGCCGCUUGCUCUGCUUGUCUCCCUGUCAUCUGCCGCGCUCUGCUUCGGUUACUGGAGGCUGAUGCUGGGUCGACGCAAUUCAUGAUCAGCACGCCGUUCACGCUGAAUCUAUGUUCUGAAUUGGCCAAUGUCUGUCAAGGACGCAAGAUUGGAGAGUACUUUGGCUUUUUGAGGCAGAGAAUAGAAGAAGCUAGCUCGCAGCUGCUUAGCCAUAUUCAGAUGAAGUCGAAGCUUGAAGUUUCCACAACUAUCCCUGCGACGGACGUUCCUAUUCGUCUCCUUUUUUAUCGACAUGAAUCAAGCCACCUGCUACUUAUUUCUGACAGGUAAACUCCUGUGCAGUAACCAUUAUCGUGUAUGGCUGUGAUCCCGAAUAAAUUAAUU
Messenger RNA from Mycena citricolor, 2372 nucleotides. The record is from the annotation of a GenBank genome assembly. NCBI's taxonomy places the organism in Eukaryota, Fungi, Basidiomycota, Agaricomycetes, Agaricales, Mycenaceae.